AUGAUGAAUUUGCCAAGGAGACAAUUCCCGGAUCCAUCGGUAUGGUACGCGGCACGCUUAGGAUUCGCACGGUCAUGUGCGGUUAUGUCAAUGAUUGGCUUUGUAUUGGGAUUAGGCGAUCGACACGGAGAAAACAUUCUGAUUGAUGUUAUGGAAGGUUGUGUGGUUCAUGUUGACUUUAAUCUCAUCUUCCAUAAAGGAGAAUACUUGCCUGUUCGAGAGGUUGUGCCCUUCCGACUGACACGAAAUAUGGUGAAUGGAUUUGGCCCGACAGGAGUCGAGGGGUCGUUUAGGAGAUCUUGCGAGUCAACGCUGAGAGUUAUGAGAGAAAAUAAGGAUACAUUAUUAACUGUUAUUCAAACAUUUGUUCAUGAUCCACUAUUGGAAUGGAUCAACACGGAGGCUAGAGCACAGCAAAACAAAGGACGUGGCCAACAAAAGCUGAAUGCUCCAUCAACAGAAAGUGUGCAGCUGAUUUUGAAACGGCUAGAGGGACACAUAGUUUCUCCAGAGGUAUACAAGCACAAAUUUUCAUGUGCUCCAAUGAGCCUCGAAGGACAAGUAGCAAAACUAAUUGACAUAGCCAGUGAUGAAAAGAACCUCGCACAAAUGUACAUCGGAUGGGGACCAUUUAUUUAG
Messenger RNA from Necator americanus (New World hookworm), 639 nucleotides. RefSeq lists its product as uncharacterized. The transcript has 7 exons. NCBI's taxonomy places the organism in Eukaryota, Metazoa, Nematoda, Chromadorea, Rhabditida, Ancylostomatidae. Gene Ontology annotation, cellular component: nucleus. Gene Ontology annotation, molecular function: protein serine/threonine kinase activity; protein binding. Gene Ontology annotation, biological process: DNA damage checkpoint signaling; telomere maintenance; protein phosphorylation. The record is from RefSeq and is a predicted model, not a curated record. Bases 1 to 639 code for a protein of 212 amino acids.